UUGUCAAAAGAGUGGUAAUUUCAAAUUUUUUGGUGUUGUAUAAAUAUACAGCGGUGUGGUGUUUUUGUUGUGUUAGUGAUAUAAUGGAAUUGAAAUCCGCUAAGAAAAGGGCCCGAUCUUCAAACUGGGAUGAAGAAGAAAAGAGAAUCUUAAGACAACUUAUAAUGGAGAAAAUUGAUAUUAUAGAAAAAAAAGACACUACUACAAAUACCAAUGCAAAGAAAAAAGCUGCUUGGCAAGAAAUAUUGUCUAGUUUUAAUAGCCUUAAUAAAAAGCCCAGGGAUAUGACACAAAUUGUCACCCAGUGGCGUAAUACAAAAGGCCAAGUUAAAACUAGAGAGUCGGAGUAUAGGCGGGCCAGGCAGAUGACUGGCGGAGGACCUCCACCACCAAGUCCGCCACAAGAAGAUCUCGAACUAAUUCAGUCAUUGCCUAAUGAGUUUGUGAUUGACAGUAAUGUUUUUGAUAGUGAUAGCAUAUUUAUUGAAACAAUAAAACAGUCACAGUCAACAGCAACUGAAAAGAUGAUGUCAGAAUCUGGGUUAGCCCCCACAGAAAUAGCAAUUAUUGUAGAUUCUGAGAAAUCAACUCAGUUAUCUAAUACUCCUGAUGUGGAAGAAAAUCCAAUUUUAUCAACACCACUAGCAGCAACAAAAGUAGAGAAACACACAAUAAAAAGGGAAUUAUAUAAGCCUAAACACAAACCUAAACAAAAUAACAAGAUUGCUGAUAAUUAUGAGGAACAAUUGUUCCUACUCACAAAAAAGUGCAAAGAAAAUAAAGAAAAACGGGAGGAUGAAUUGCAUAAGAAGAGAAUGGCAAUUUUGGAUCUAGAACAAAAAUAUUGGGAAAAAAAUUAA
Molecule: messenger RNA, 860 nt
Organism: Spodoptera frugiperda (fall armyworm)
Lineage: Eukaryota; Metazoa; Arthropoda; Insecta; Lepidoptera; Noctuidae
Exons: 6
Coding region: 84-860 (258 amino acids)
Source: RefSeq, a predicted model, not a curated record